This is a messenger RNA of Chinchilla lanigera (long-tailed chinchilla), 2584 nucleotides long. RefSeq names its product MALT1 paracaspase (gene Malt1). The record is from RefSeq and is a predicted model, not a curated record. NCBI's taxonomy places the organism in Eukaryota, Metazoa, Chordata, Mammalia, Rodentia, Chinchillidae. Gene Ontology annotation, biological process: proteolysis. Gene Ontology annotation, molecular function: cysteine-type endopeptidase activity.
UUGUCUGGACCUGGAGCAAUGUUCUCUUAAGGUAUUGGAGCCUGAAGGAAGCCCAAGCCUGUGUUUACUGAAACUAAUGGGUGAAAAAGGUUGUACAGUCACAGAAUUGAGCGACUUCUUGCAGGCUAUGGAGCACACUGAGGUUCUUCAGCUUCUCAGCCCCCCAGGAAUAAAGAUCACUAUAAACCCAGAAUCAAAGGCAGUGUUGGCUGGACAGUUUGUGAAACUAUGUUGCCGGGCAACUGGACAUCCUUUUGUACAAUAUCAGUGGUUCAAAAUGAAUAAAGAGAUUCCAUAUGGAAAUGCCUCAGAACUUGUUUUUAACACAGUGAGUGUAAAGGAUGCAGGCUUUUAUGUCUGUCGUGUUAAUAAUAAUUCCACAUUUGAAUUCAGCCAGUGGUCACAGCUAGAUGUUUGUGAAGUGGCAGAAUUAACAGAAACCUUCCGAAAAAAUGGGGAUGAUAUCUCUGAAUCCAAGUUGCAGAUCUGUGUUGAACCGAAGUCCCAGAAGCUAAUGCCAGGAACCACGUUGGUUUUACAGUGUGUUGCUAUUGGAACCCCUAUUCCUCAGUAUCAGUGGUUCAAAAAUGAAUCACCACUAACACAUGAGACAAAAAAGGUAUACAUGGUACCUUAUGUAGAUUUGGAACAUCAAGGAACCUAUUGGUGUCAUGUAUAUAAUGAUCAAGAUAGUCAAGACAGUAUCAAGGUAGAAAUCAUCGUAGGAAGAACAGAUGAGGCAGUGGAGUGCACUGAAGAUGAACUAAAUAAUUUUGGCCAUCCUGACAAUAAAGAGCAAACAACUGACCAAUCUUUGGCAAAAGACAAAGUUGCUCUUUUGAUAGGAAAUAUGAAUUACUGGGAACACCCCAAGCUUAAAGCUCCCUUGGUGGAUGUGUAUGAAUUGACCAACCUGUUAAGACAGCUGGAUUUCAAAGUUGUUUCAUUGCUGGAUCUAACCGAAUAUGAGAUGCGUAAUGCUGUGGAUGAAUUUUUACUGCUUUUAGACAAAGGAGUGUAUGGUUUACUGUAUUACGCAGGGCAUGGUUAUGAAAACUUUGGGAACAGCUUUAUGGUCCCUGUUGAUGCUCCAAACCCAUAUAGGUCUGAAAAUUGUCUAUGCGUACAAAAUAUACUGAAGUUGAUGCAAGAAAAAGAAACCGGACUUAAUGUAUUCUUGCUGGAUAUGUGUCGGAAAAGAAAUGACUAUGAUGAUACCAUUCCAAUCCUGGAUGCACUGAAAGUCACUGCCAAUAUCGUGUUUGGAUAUGCCACGUGUCAAGGAGCAGAAGCUUUUGAAAUCCAGCAUUCUGGAUUGGCAAAUGGAAUCUUCAUGAAAUUUUUAAAAGAUAGAUUACUUGAAGACAAGAAAAUUACUGUGUUACUAGAUGAAGUUGCAGAAGAUAUGGGCAAAUGUCACCUUACCAAAGGUAAACAGGCUCUGGAGAUUCGAAGCAGUUUGUCUGAAAAGCGAGCCCUCACUGAUCCGAUUCAAGGGACAGCGUCUUCCGCCGAGUCUCUGGUGCGCAACCUGCAGUGGGCCAAGGCGCAUGAACUUCCAGAAAGCAUGUGCCUUAAAUUUCAAUGUGGUGUUCAGAUUCAAUUAGGAUUUGCAGCUGAGUUUUCCAACGUCAUGAUAAUCUACACAAGUAUAGUCCACAAACCGCCGGAGAUAUUAAUGUGCGAUGCCUAUGUCACUGACUUCCCACUCGACCUAGAUAUUGAUCCAAAAGAUGCAAAUAAAGGGUCUCCUGAGGAAACGGGCAGCUACUUAGUAUCAAAGGAGCUGCCCAAGCACUGCCUCUACACAAGACUCAGUUCCCUGCAAAAAUUAAAGGAACAUCUGAUCUUCACAGUGUGUUUAUCGUAUCAGUACUCGGGACUAGAGGACACUGUGGAGGAGAAACAAGAAGUGAACGUCGGGAAGCCUCUCAUUGCUAAGCUAGACAUGCACCGAGGCCUGGGCAGGAAGACUUGCUACCAGACGUGCCUGAUGUCCGACGGGCCUUACCACAGCGCCACACGGACCUCUGGGGGAACGGGGCAUUAUCCUUCAUCUCAGGACCCAUUCCAUGGUGUCUACCAUUCCCAUCUUGCUGAUUCGGAGAGCGUUAUGCCGUCAGACAGAUGCCACUGCAGCCGGACUCCUAAUGCAUUCAUUUCAAGUUACCACACCCACCAUUACUCCUGUCGGUUUGGUAGGAGUAACGUGCCGGUGGAGACAACUGAUGAAAUGCCAUUCAGUGUCUCUGAUGGGCUCAGGAUUUCUGAAAAGUGACCUUAUUUUUGAAAGUUCACAUAAUUCCUAGAUGCCUUACCUGAAAUUGUACUUGUGUAAAGUGAGGCACUGUGAAAUGGCAAAUACAUACGGAGAGAAAAUUGGUGACAACUGUUUCAUAAGCUCAAGACUUUGAGAUGAUGGAAUAACAUUAUUUAACCAUAGACUCCCUCUUGUUUUCUGUUUUUAGACAUGUAAAUUGAAUGAUUUGUUCUGUGAGAAUGAAAUAUGGAUGUAUGUAUAUAACAGAGGUGUAUAUGUAUGUAUGUAACAUAACAAAGAUAUUUUUAUUUUGACUUUUCUAAA